This is a messenger RNA of Cotesia congregata, 1555 nucleotides long. The record is from the annotation of a GenBank genome assembly. NCBI's taxonomy places the organism in Eukaryota, Metazoa, Arthropoda, Insecta, Hymenoptera, Braconidae.
AUGAUAGGAUAUAAUCAACAUAACUCUGGCUACAAUAAGCUAUUUACUCAGGGCUCGGCGGAUUCAAAUUAUUCACAACCGAGCUCGGAUCUUUCUCUUGACGAAGAAAAAGAAAGUUUGAGGCGUGAAAAAGAACGACAAGCUCUUAGUCAGCUUGAAAAAGCACGGACAAAACCAGUAGCGUUUGCCGUACGAACAAACGUGAGUUACGAUGGAUCCAUCGACGAUGAUUCACCAGUCCACGGGUCCGCUGUUAGUUUCAACGUUCGUGACUUUCUCCAUAUUAAGGAAAAGUACGACAACAACUGGUGGAUCGGAAGGCUAGUAAAAGAGGGCACCGAUGUGGGAUUUAUUCCCUCCCCGGUUAAAUUGGAGUCCCUGAGGGUCCAAGCCAGCACUGCAAGGGGUACCAAGGGCCUCUAUUCGACGCGAGGCGGCUCCUCGAGUAAUCUCGGAGAGAGUGGAAUGCCAUCGCGUGGCUCCACUCCACCCACACCUGGCGAUGAUAGUGAUAGUGUAGGUAAUUCAAGGCCCGGUAAAACAACACUGACAACACCUCCGGCCAAGGAGAAACGGAAGAACUUUUUCAAAAAGCCGGAAACAGCGACGCCGUAUGAUGUUGUACCUUCAAUGAGGCCUGUUGUACUAGUAGGACCAUCGAUAAUAAUAACGAGGGUAAUGGCGGACAUAUCGUUAGCGAAGAAAUCCUUGCUGAACAAUCCAACGAAGCGUGCAAUAAUGGAGCGGUCAACGAGUCGCAGCAGCUGCUUAGCCGAGGUCCAGGCGGAGAUCGAGAGAAUAUUCGAGCUGGCUCGCACCCUGCAGCUCGUGGUCCUGGACUGCGACACGAUAAAUCACCCCUCGCAGCUCGCCAAGACCAGUCUGGCCCCGACUAUCGUUUACUUGAAAAUAUCAUCACCAAAAGUACUACAGAGACUGAUUAAAUCCCGCGGCAAAUCCCAGACGAGACACCUCAACGUUCAGAUGGUCGCCGCGGAGAAGCUGGCCCAGUGUCCUCCGGAGAUGUUCGACGUGAUAUUGGACGAAAACCAGCUCGACGAAGCUUGUGAGCACGUCGCCGAGUACCUCGAGGCCUACUGGAGAGCCACGCAUCCUCCGGUGGUCACUCCGGUACCGAGAGCCAUGACAGCCGCUUCUGAUGCUCCUGUAGACGUUCUUGCACCUCGUGUGCCUUCAGGCGGCCGUCAUGAUUCAUACUACGCUCACGAUUCCAGAGGACAAAGUGCGUACGGAGGAGCACAUGGAAGUACAAGGAGGUCGAGGCUGGAGCGAGGAACUCGGGAGCGAAACCACGAACGUGAGCUUGAACGUGAACGUGAACGCGAACGUGAGCGCGAGCGAGAACGAGAACGUGAGCAUGACUAUGGGACCGAAGAAGAGUCUUACCUGGGAGGCGUCGACUACGGAAGUGUCUCGCGACGUCGUCAGCAGGACUCAAGAGCCCUCAACGCCAUUUAGGAGCUGGAGCCCCGGGGCUUGUCGCUGCAGCGAUGUCCCAAACUUAAAACUACCGCCCUAUAGGAAAUUUAACAAA